Pediculus humanus corporis (human body louse) is the source of this 1650-nucleotide messenger RNA. RefSeq lists its product as uncharacterized. The coding region runs from base 1 to 1650 and encodes 549 amino acids. The transcript has 7 exons. Gene Ontology annotation, molecular function: protein binding. Gene Ontology annotation, biological process: cilium assembly. NCBI's taxonomy places the organism in Eukaryota, Metazoa, Arthropoda, Insecta, Psocodea, Pediculidae. The record is from RefSeq and is a predicted model, not a curated record.
AUGUUAGAGUGUUCGGAUAAAACAGACUUAGCCAGGGAGGGUAUUAAAUUACUUCUUAAUAAUAAAUUUGAAGAAGCCGAAGAAUUAUUUAAUUCGGAUAAUGGGAACAUUCAAAUGGCUGCUGGUUAUUGCUUUUUGACAUUUAUAAAUGCAUUAAUGACUUUUGAAGAAGACAAAUUGGAAGAAUCUCUUCAAAAUUUGAAAGAUGUUGAAAAAAAAUGUUCCCAAGGUGCAGGAUGGUUGAAAUCAAUGAAGAACAAGGUUUUCAGCACUUUCAAUUACACUGAGCAAGAUGCAGCUGAAAAAUUAGAGGAACAAAUUAUAUUGGCUGAUUCUCAGGUUUGUGUUGCUUUGUUAACGUUUCUUCAGCAAGAUUUAUCAUCUUAUGUAAAAGGAGGUUGGGUGUUGAGAAAAGCUUGGAAAGUUUAUCAGCAUACAUAUACAGAAAUAUUAAUUACUAAAAGUGCAUCUGACUCACAUAUUAUGACUGAUUCUUCUAUACCUUCAAAUGAAUUAUCUGUUCCAAAUACUCCAAGUACUUCUAAUGUGACAAUCGAGCCUCAGGUUGUUGCAAGAUUAAUGGCUGCAGUGUCCUUUGGUUAUGGAAUAUUUCAAUUAUGUAUUUCUUUACUGCCAGCUUCUUUACUUAAGCUCAUACAUUUCUUGGGGUUUGAAGGAGAUAGAAAAAUUGGACUAUCAGCUUUAAUGUUUAGCAGAGAGGGUACUGAUAUGAGAGGCCCUUUAGCUUCGUUAGCUCUCUUAUGGUAUCACACAAUUGUGAGACCAUUUUUUGCACUAGAUGGAGCUAAUGUAAAAGCUGGAGUCGAAGAAGCAGAUCAGUUGAUAAAUGAGAGUCAAGCUGAAUUUGGUGAUUCUGCAUUGUUUUUAUAUUUUAAAGGAAGAGUUCAAAGACUUAAGUCUGACAUACCCCAAGCUUUGAAAUCUUAUGAAUCUGCUAUUGAAAAAUCUAAUCAGAGAGAAAUUCAACUUCUUUGCCUUCACGAAAUUGGCUGGUGCUACCUGAUUCAAUUAGACUGGGGAAAUGCUUAUCAUUGCUUUAAUCAAUUAAAAAGUAGAUCGAAAUGGUCAAGAAGUUUUUACACGUAUUUGACGGUCAUUUGCUUAGGAGCUUGCAAUGAUGUGCAGAAUGCACUCACUUUAGCUGAAGAAAUACCCAAACUUGUGGAGGAAAGUAGUGGAAGCGUACAAAUUGAAACAUUUAUAAGCAGGCGAAUAAGAAAAUUUCCGAUUACCGAUUCGAAAGUUAAAAAUAAAGGAAAAAUUGAAUUAGUUUUUGAUAAAUUAACAUGUGAAUUAUUCAUUCUUGAACUUUUGUAUUUUUGGAAUGCUCUACCGUCCUGUGACACGUCUGAAUUGUACAGAAUUGUCGAAGAGAGUCAUUCAAUGAAAAAUGAACCCAUGAUCGGGUUGUGUGAUCUCGUGGAAGGAGCUGUUCAUCUUUGUGCUUCAAAUUACGAUGAAGCAUCGAAUGCUUUUAAAAAAUGCAUAGAAAAAAGAAAAGAAAUAAAAUCGGACAACGAUAAUAAUUCGAAAGAAAAUAACGAUCAUAUAAUUGCGUUCGCCAUGUUUGAAUUGGGAACUAUUUUGAUACAAUCUACGGAGGUUUGUAAACAAAAAAAAAAAACUUGA